Molecule: messenger RNA, 1010 nt
Organism: Mytilus trossulus (common blue mussel)
Lineage: Eukaryota; Metazoa; Mollusca; Bivalvia; Mytilida; Mytilidae
Exons: 8
Coding region: 210-1010 (266 amino acids)
Source: RefSeq, a predicted model, not a curated record
AAACGUGACAGUAUGGUAAAAUUCGUCAUUUGGAGAUUUAUAACUGCCACAGAAAGCGCGUCAUUAUUUUGCGUAAAACUAGUAUAUGAAAAAGAAUUCAAAUCACAUUCUGUAAUUUAAAUCUCCAGGAUUUAUUCAUCAUAAAAGUUUUGUCCAUCCCAUUUGUGUAUAUAAACUGUUUAGCGCACUGAUUUCAUUCAAAAUCAACUAUGUCAAUUGAAACGCGUAUUCUGUUUCUUGGGGUAUUUCACAUGCUCACCGUGUACGUUCGAGUGGCAGGCAGACAAAUUGGAAAUGAACAUGUUACUCAGGAUCAAGUCAGUCAAACUGAAUCGAGUUUUACAGAGUACGAUAUAGAUUGUAUGGAAACCGAAUUUAUGAGAUACAACGCUGAAGAUUUGCCUCCUAAAUGGGAUGUACCAAGUAAUAAGAUACAAAUCAUAAACCAUUCUGUAACCUGGUCUUACCCAAUUCAAGAUAAAAGCAAUUUGACAGGUUUCAAGGUAUGGUUUACUGACUGGGAAACUAAUUCAGAAGGCUGCAAGCUUGUUUUGUUGAAUAAUACUCAUAAUAAUUUAAUGAAUUUAAAAACGCACUUGCCAGAUAAUAUCAAGAAUACGCCUGCGCUGUCAGUAUAUGUCUAUCCACUUGUAGAAAUUGGCUCAAUAAAGUAUGUGCAGUGGAAAGGUCUUUCGUUUUUAAAUAUAUCUGGAAACAGUAUUAAAGUUGUCUUUGGUCUACAGCAUAUAAGUUCCAUGAAUUUCAGUCUGUACAGAAAGAAUGGUAAACUUGUCUAUUCAAAACGUGUCCAAGGAUCAAUGGUUGUGGUGAAGCGUCUACCAAAAGGUGUCUAUUUUUUCGAGCUGGAUGACAUAGAGAGUGAUAUGUCUCCAAAUCACUGUCCAUGUUAUGUCGAAUCUUUGGGCAAGAAAGUGUGUCUACAAUGCGAAAGAAAAAAUAGUCAAGAGUUUCAUGUUCCAGGCGAGCGGUCGAGUAUGUCGAGUGGUUAA